Molecule: messenger RNA, 1449 nt
Organism: Caenorhabditis bovis
Lineage: Eukaryota; Metazoa; Nematoda; Chromadorea; Rhabditida; Rhabditidae
Source: the annotation of a GenBank genome assembly
AUGGGAGAUAACAAAGACACGGCGAUGUUGCAAAUGAUGAAAUUGCUGCAAGAGCAAAUGGAGUUAACGAGGAUUCAGGCGGAGGAAGGGAGGAAGCAAACGGCAAAGUUUGCGGAGUUGGUGGAGCGAUUGUCCGGAAACGCGCAACAGUCAACAAAGUUGGAAAAGGUAGAGGUUAGCGAGGCUUCCAUUAUAGCAUCAUUAGCUGAGCGGAUACCAACAUUCGAUUUCAAUCUUGAGGAUAAUCGCACGUUUCCGAAAUGGUACAAUCGUUAUUCAGAAAUGUUAAAAGGAUUAUCGGAAGACGGGAAGCGCCAACUGCUAUUGGAGAAGCUGUCUGAACCCUGCUAUGAGCAACUGGUGGCUGCGCUAAGACCGAAAAGUUGCAUUGAGCUAAGUUUUGAGGAGCUAACGGAAACUUUGUCGAACAUAUUCGACAUUAAACGGUCUCUUUUUGCAUAUCGGAAGUUCUUACCGGUAAGGGUAAAGGGCCAGUGGAUCGAUUUCCAAGUGGAUACCGGAGCCGACAUUACCUUGAUCGGUAGAGUCGAGUGGGAAAAGUUGGGAAAACCAACUUUGGAAACAGCUGACGCCAAAGUCAUAUGUGCAAAUGGAUCCACAAUGGAAAUAGACGGUCGAUUCCAUACUGAUUUUGAACUAAAAGGAUCCACCGGUCAAGGUUGGAUAUAUGUUCGAAAAGAAGGAAACCUGCUUGGAUUAGAUUUUAUCAAUCAAUCCGAACAUAUGGCGUACCAUAUGGAGCGAAUGGUAAGCCAGGUCGAAUCUGUAAAAAAGGAUAGGGCCAAAGAAUUACAAACAAGAUUCCCAUCCGUGUUCCAGGAAGAGCUAGGAACUUGUGUCAAGGAGAAGGCCCACCUGGAAGUGAAAGAAGGGGACGAAGACAUCGUAAUCGCCGAAGUCAAGGUGUUAAAUGUGGAUUAUUUGGCUGAAGGGGAAGCGACAGCUACGGAUAAGGUGUUGAAAACCGUCAUCAAAUACUGGAAAUCGAAUAAUUGGCCAAGAAGAAAUCCAGUGAAUGAUCUGUGCACCAAUCAGUCGAGUUCAAGCAGUGACAACGACAAUACCCAUUCGCCACCGGACAAGCCAAAGUCAAACGAACAUCCCAACCAGAAGUCUUGCCAUGGACAAAGUCAACCCUCAAGUUCAAAACAUCGUCACAGUCAAAUACCAGUAGCAAUCGCAAAGGAGUCAGCAGGAUCAACACGUCCCCCUGAGGAUAGUAGAUCUAUGUCAAAUGUAUGUGACGCGCUAGGUAGCCAGCGUACGGUGUGUGUUAAACCCAAGAUUGAACCGAACACCCAGGCAGGCCCUGAGGAUCGUGCCAAGGACAAGUCAGGUUACGACGCAGUGCAAGAGUUCGGAAACCCAUCGUACGAUUUGAUCCCAGUCCACAAUGAAGACCCAACUUAUAUCAGUCAGCAGCCAUAG